AGUGGAAUCUUGACCAUUUUAACCUUUCCCGAUAACAUCGGACCUCUUGUUUCUUUAUUUAACCCUCUCUUCGCUUCUCUUCUCUUCUCUUCUCAUCCCCACAAAACACAUCUCAGACAUGGCUAGCAUAACGUUGGUGUCCUCCCUCGUCCUGCUACUGUCGUCCUACGUGGCCACAGGAUCCACCCUCGAUGAGUCCAAUCCCAUCAGAUUGGUAUGGGAAGGCCUCUUUGACUUCGAGGCUUCUGUCCUCCAGGUCAUCGGCCAAUCCCGUCACUCUCUCUCCUUUGCUCGUUUUGCUCACAGGUAUGAGAAGAAAUACGAGACCGUUGAAGAGUUGAAACUACGAUUUCAGAUUUUCUCCGAGAACUUAGAUUUAAUCAGAUCCACUAACAGAAAGGGCUUGUCCUACAAGCUCGGCGUAAACCAGUUUGCUGAUUGGACAUGGGAAGAAUUCAGAAGACACAGGUUGGGAGUUGCACAAAACUGCUCGGCUACUCUAAAGGGCAAUCACAAGCUUACCGAGGAUGCCCUUCCCGACACGAAAGACUGGAGAAAAGUAGGCAUAGUUAGCCCGGUGAAAGAUCAAGGCCACUGUGGAUCUUGCUGGACCUUCAGCACAACUGGAGCUCUUGAGGCAGCUUACCACCAGGCCUUUGGAAAGCAAAUAUCUUUGUCAGAACAACAGCUUGUCGACUGUGCCCAAGCUUUCAAUAAUUUUGGUUGUAAUGGUGGGUUGCCGUCGCAAGCCUUUGAAUAUAUCAAAUACAACGGUGGCCUUGAUACUGAGGAGGCAUAUCCCUAUACCGGUAAAGAUGGUGUAUGCAAAUUCUCAUCAGAAAAUGUUGGUGUACAAGUUGUGGAUUCUGUCAACAUUACCUUGGGUGCUGAGGAUGAAUUAAAGCAUGCAGUUGCUUUUGUUCGACCAGUGAGUGUAGCCUUUCAGGUCGUAAAAGAUUUCCGAUUGUACAAGAGUGGAGUUUACAGUAGCGACACAUGUGGCUCUACUCCCAUGGAUGUGAACCAUGCAGUUCUUGCAGUUGGGUAUGGAGUUGAAAAUGGUGUUCCAUACUGGCUGAUUAAGAACUCUUGGGGGGAAAGCUGGGGUGACCAUGGCUACUUCAAGAUGGAGUUGGGGAAAAACAUGUGUGGUGUUGCAACUUGUGCAUCAUACCCAGUGGUGGCUUAGUUUGUUUGAGCAGGAAUUGUUGGCUGAAUGAGCAAGUCGUUUGUGCUAUAUUUUCAGUGAGGGGUUCUCGUAUAAUAAUGGUGAUAGCAAUGUACAAAAUAAGAUUUAAGACUACUUUGUUUAUGAAUUCCACACCAAGAAAGCAAACACACCCUGUAUAUUUUCAGCUUGGUUGCUGUAUGUGGGAUUUUUAAGUUAAGAUUAUAUUUGUAUUGUCACAGUAAAUCUUAUUUAACAAAUAAUGAGUUGGUGAUUGGAAA
Messenger RNA from Mangifera indica (mango), 1449 nucleotides. Its product is annotated as thiol protease aleurain-like. NCBI's taxonomy places the organism in Eukaryota, Viridiplantae, Streptophyta, Magnoliopsida, Sapindales, Anacardiaceae. Gene Ontology annotation, molecular function: cysteine-type endopeptidase activity. The record is from RefSeq and is a predicted model, not a curated record. The coding region runs from base 119 to 1189 and encodes 356 amino acids. Gene Ontology annotation, biological process: immune response. The transcript is spliced from 8 exons. Gene Ontology annotation, cellular component: lysosome.